This is a messenger RNA of Cydia amplana, 597 nucleotides long. RefSeq lists its product as uncharacterized. The record is from RefSeq and is a predicted model, not a curated record. NCBI's taxonomy places the organism in Eukaryota, Metazoa, Arthropoda, Insecta, Lepidoptera, Tortricidae. The coding region runs from base 199 to 570 and encodes 123 amino acids. The transcript is spliced from 2 exons.
UUGUGGCCCGACGUGUGCAGUGCCUACCUGGCAGAGUUCACUAACACACGACCAACCGUACGCGUGCGUUAUAUCUGAUUAUUAUAUAAAUAUUGCGCUUAGCCUUUGUUAAAAAUGACCCUGAUUGUGCGACGGUGAUUACCCGCGGCUGCGAGCCAGUGUUUAAUCGUACAUAAGUACUAGUGUGAAUCGGUCAGGAUGCCGUAUAUCAUGGUUAUGGGCAGCCUGAGUGCGCCCCAUCUUUCUAAGGACGAGGGCGCAACGGUAUACGGGCUGAAGAGUGAGGAGCGAGCGGCGCUAGUGAGGGAGCUGAACUCCUCCUUCAACAUGUCGGUCGCAACAUCAUCAGAUCAAGAACGCACAGUGCGCGUGACACAAAAAGGCCUGACCCUAGUGGUCGUGAACCGACUCCACGCCAUCCUCGGGUACGACGUCGUGUCCCACGCCAUGGCGAUGACCAACGCCAACCGCGAGCUGAUCUCCUUCACCAUGUACAAGAAGUCGAACAGCCAUCACCACGGACACAGCAGCCAUAAAGGCCACUCACACGGCAACGUCGUCACGCUCUGAUGAGACUACAAUUGAGAGUAACUAUAG